AUGCACACGGACGAUGAAAGCGAAAUUGAAUACACAGUUGUGAAGCGUGUUGCGUCCGUUACGAUUGAAUCAGAUAGUCAAGUGGAAGCAGAAGCGGAACAGCGUUCUGGACGUGUAAGACGGAAGAAAAGGGUUGUGAAGCGAAAAAAUAUCAAUGAAAAGAUGGAUAUCGAUGUUGUUUCUCAACUUAGCAUUACAAAUAAAGGAAUGGACUGGGAUAGUUUGUGCUCAACAAGUGAAUUGUCAUCUUCUGAAACCUGCUCCUCUGAUGGUCGUGAGGCGGACGAUGAACAGUCAGAUUGGGUUGGCCCUAUAAGCGAAGAUCAAAAUUUUCCGCUUCCUCAGACAUCGACGAGACAGCAGCGCUUUAUUAAAACACGUACUGCAUCAGCAGCUCUGCAGCGAAAACUAGAACGGUUUAUUCGAGACGAUAGCCAACGUGAAUUGAUUGUAAAACACUGGACUAGUUAUCGACAG
Acanthocheilonema viteae is the source of this 477-nucleotide messenger RNA. Lineage: Eukaryota; Metazoa; Nematoda; Chromadorea; Rhabditida; Onchocercidae. The record is from the annotation of a GenBank genome assembly.